UCUGUCAAUGUCAUUAAGCUGUUCGUCGGAUACGUGAUUUUAUUCAAAUUUUUAAUUUCGGUUGUUAUGUUUAAUUAAGUAUUAAUAGUAUUACUAAAAUAUAUACAAGUUUUAUUUUGAGAGAAAUGAAAUGUUAUGUGCCAGGUCCCAACGUGAAAGUUUUAGGAAGAACUAUACAUGCAUUAGCAAGAUUCGGAGAUGAACUAUAUUUGGAAUCCUUAGUAGAUUGUGUUCGAUUAAGAACACUAAAUACUGCAGAGUCAGCUUAUGCAAUGGUUAAAUUUAAUAAAAACUUCUUUUCAUAUUUUAACUACAAUUAUAACUCAAAUAAUGAUAAUGAUGGCCCUAAGUGUAAAAUAUCGAUGAAGUCUGCUCUAAAUACUUUUAAGUCACCAGCUCAUAUGGAUAAACAAGUAGAGAAUUUAGAAAUUAAACUAGAACUAGACCAGUGUAAGUUAAUUUUCCAGUUUAAAUGUAAACAUGGGAUAAUUAAAACUCAUUAUGUGUCAAUUUUAGACAGUAAAGUAACACAAGCAGUUUACACCAAGGAUUUAGUGCCAAAUCGAAUAACAUCCUCACAGAGAAUUCUUUCCGAAGCAAUUAGCAACUUCCAAAGUUCCGAUGACCAAGUCACAUUAGAAGCAUUGUCACAUUCAAUACUGUUAAGAAAUUACAUCGAUGAUAAUAUUGAUUUAUCAAAAAUUAUACGAACACAAAUCAAUAUUAAAUCGGAGGAAUUUGACAGUUAUACCGUAGAUGAAGAGACAGCAGUGACAUUCACUAUGAAAGAAUUCAAAGCAUUAUUAACAUUUGCGGAAGCACUUGGCUUACCUAUUCAAAUACAAUUUGAAACAACUGGUAAACCUAUAGUCUUUAUUAUCCACAAUGGUACAACGUUAGAAGCACAUUUUGUGCUAGCAACCACCAAGCCAGAUGUGACCACACAAGCAUCCACAACGCAAAAAAGUUCAAGGGUUGAAAGAAAUAAAAGAAAAGACUCAAGUAAUUUAACAGAAUCAGCAAGUAAAAAACCACACUUAGAAGAGGAUAUAUCAAAAUGUCUAGAUGAAGAUUCACAUCUUUUUAACUUUGUAGAUAUUCCUAAUGAAGAAAUUCCUACGAAUAACUGUGAUAAUAGUGUUAAUGUAGAAAAUAACAAUUUAGUUGAUAUAAAAGAUUGUGAUAAUAUACCAGCAUCACCUACGUCAAAGACAAUGAUAAAAUCAUUGUUCAAAAAAUGUUUUGAAAGUACAUUUGAUCCGAGAAGCACACAAGAUGUAGUGCUAGCAGGGAACUCUGAUAGUGAAUAAAGUUUUCAUUUCUUUUGUUCAUUUUUCUUUAUGCACAUUGAAGAAUUUCUUAACUUAUAAUGAUAAAGUCCCAGAAUAAUUAUUGGUUUCGAUGAGAAGUUUACGAAUAUGCAUAACCUUAAUUUACCAAGUUCUUGGCUAAAAUUAUACUGUAAUUAACAAGUAUGUUUUAGGCAUUACUAAAUAGGUUCAUGCACUACUACUCAGAUAAAAUCAGCAAUCUGUCAAUGAAAAUUUACAUAUUGCAGUUUAGACUUUCAAAUUUUCGUUUCUUUUCACCCCUUGAAUUCUAAAACGUUACUGUAUAUCUGGUCAUAGAAGAUACAAGUCAAAUCCUAUGUAAUAUUGUGUAAUCACACCCUAACCAGCGAAGUAGAGGUUAUAGAUUUUUUUAUAGAGAUGGCAAAUCUCUCAUUUCAACAUCCACUUUUACAAAAUUUAAAAAAGUAAUAGGCAUGUAUUCUUCCAGAUUAUGUUUUACAUCUAUGC
Molecule: messenger RNA, 1799 nt
Organism: Papilio xuthus (Asian swallowtail)
Lineage: Eukaryota; Metazoa; Arthropoda; Insecta; Lepidoptera; Papilionidae
Gene: Rad9
Product: cell cycle checkpoint control protein Rad9
Exons: 3
Coding region: 126-1310 (394 amino acids)
Biological process (GO): cellular response to ionizing radiation; mitotic intra-S DNA damage checkpoint signaling; DNA replication checkpoint signaling
Cellular component (GO): checkpoint clamp complex
Source: RefSeq, a predicted model, not a curated record